Lycium barbarum (goji berry) is the source of this 939-nucleotide messenger RNA. Its product is annotated as abscisic acid receptor PYR1-like. Gene Ontology annotation, molecular function: abscisic acid binding; protein phosphatase inhibitor activity; signaling receptor activity. The record is from RefSeq and is a predicted model, not a curated record. Gene Ontology annotation, cellular component: cytoplasm; nucleus. Bases 88 to 732 code for a protein of 214 amino acids. Gene Ontology annotation, biological process: abscisic acid-activated signaling pathway. The transcript has a single exon. Lineage: Eukaryota; Viridiplantae; Streptophyta; Magnoliopsida; Solanales; Solanaceae.
UUACCUUAAAUGCCUGACCAACAUAAAUAACCGGGAAAAUAAAAGCCACCCUGUUUCGCUUUCUGUCUCACACACACUUGUUGUUUAAUGGAGCAAUCUGAUAGCUCAACAACCCACGUUCAUCAACAACAACCAAACGGGUCACCAAACCCGACCCAUCAGUUACCACUACCACCCGGUUUAACACCGUUAGAAUCCGACAACCUAAAACAAACCAUAACCGAAUUCCACUCUUACCAAUUCAACACAUCCCAAUGUUCUUCCCUACUCGCACAACGCAUCCACGCGCCCCCACACAUCGUUUGGUCCGUAGUCCGUAAUUUCUCAAGACCCCAAACAUACAAACACUUCAUCAAAAGCUGUACUGUAUCCCAAAACUUCACUAUGGUCGUGGGUGCCACGCGCGAUGUUAACGUUAUCUCAGGUUUACCAGCUGAUACAAGUACUGAAAGACUUGAUAUAUUAGAUGAUGACAAAUAUGUUACGGGUUUUACUAUUAUUGGUGGUGAACAUAGGUUAAGGAAUUAUAAGUCGGUUACUAGUGUACAUGGAUUUGAAAAGGAUGAUGAAAUUUGGACAGUUGUUUUGGAAUCGUACGUUGUUGAUGUGCCUGAAGGAAAUACUGAAGAAGAUACACGUCUUUUUGCUGAUACUGUUGUGAAAUUGAAUCUUCAACAGUUAGCUUCCGUUUCUGAAGCUACGGCUCGUGGAGGUAAUGGUGGUUUUUCGUAAAAUUGGAUGUUUAAUUUUUUUCUUUUUUUGAAUCAUUGAAGGGUGUUUUGUUUCUAUAAAGGGUUCAUGGAAACAAGAGCAUUUUCGUAAAUCAAGAAAUGUUAAGAUGAAGAUGUUGUAGUCUGUAACUUUUAUUUUGUGGAAAGAACAAAAAAAACUGUUUUAGUGACUUUUUUCAAUUAUGGAAGAGUCGUUUGAGUUGAAAAA